Seriola dumerili (greater amberjack) is the source of this 3885-nucleotide messenger RNA. RefSeq names its product mediator of RNA polymerase II transcription subunit 26-like (gene crsp7). Gene Ontology annotation, cellular component: mediator complex; nucleus; core mediator complex. Gene Ontology annotation, biological process: positive regulation of gene expression; regulation of transcription by RNA polymerase II. The record is from RefSeq and is a predicted model, not a curated record. Gene Ontology annotation, molecular function: transcription coregulator activity. The coding region runs from base 199 to 2046 and encodes 615 amino acids. NCBI's taxonomy places the organism in Eukaryota, Metazoa, Chordata, Actinopteri, Carangiformes, Carangidae. The transcript has 4 exons.
GCAGCUAGCGGCCAACACAGCGCACACAUUUCCCACUUCCAUGUGAGACAAACUGAGCCGUGUACCUUACAGGCGACAGAAGAAUAUGCUGUUCGGACGCCUGACGUGUUACCGCAGCGGCUUUUGAGUCACCAUUGUCACCCGGUUUUCAUUUUGGAGGAUUCCUCCCUCCAUCCUCCGGAUCGCACCGAACAGGCAAUGACAACGGUCUCAGCAACCCCGCAGCAGAUGAGGGACCGGCUGCUGCAGGCCAUCGACAGUCAGAGCAAUAUAUGCAAUAUGGUGGUUGUAUUGGAGGUAAUUGCCUGUCUUGAAAAAUAUCCUAUCACCAAAGAAGCACUUGAGGAAACUCGACUAGGAAAGUUGAUCAAUGAUGUCAGGAAGAAGACCAAGGAUGAAGACCUUGCAAAGCGUGCUAAGAAACUCUUAAGGAACUGGCAAAAGCUGAUUGAACCCGGGCCAGCUGUGGCUGCGAGUGCCCCUGGGUCUACCAAUGGUAGUUCUCAUCCCUGCAGAACAGAUGCCUCUCCUCCUGAUAUUUCUGUGUCAGGGAAGGGUGUCACUGAGGUCAAAAUCAGAAAUGAUGUUCACAACACAUAUUCACCAAAAGCUGAAAAAUCAAGCAGUCGUAAGCGGCGGGCAGAGCACAGAGACAGUGGAGUGCACUUACCAGAAAAAAUCUCCAAGAUGUCUCCAUAUGAUAACAAUGUUUCACCACCACCCACCAAUGGGAUUGCAGGCAGCCCAGAUGCCCAGCCUGAUCAGGAGGUUGUUCCGUCUCCUGACAGAUCUCGAAUAGAGCACCUUGAUAACGAUAAAACCAACAGAAUUCCGGUUAAUGCUGUCAAGCCUCGCCCCAGCUCCCCUGGAGUGGCCAAACUACCUAGCACUUCCUCUUUGAUCAAGGUUGCUGUGAUGCAGCAACAGGCCAGACUGGAUGAAGGAGGAGGAGGGGGCUAUUAUCAAGCCAAAAGUCCCCGUGGCCUCACUACCAGUCCAAGGAGCAUGAAGCAAGACACAGUGACCAAGCGCUCCUCAGUAUAUGCACAGAAAGGAACUCCAAUCCCAAGCCCUUCCUCUAGGGACUCUCCCUUGUCUUUGUCCCAGCCUGUAUCCUCUCCAGCCCAAGCAUCAUACGCUGACAAGCUGCCACAUUCUUCUCAUAGGUCCUCAAUGCACUGGCCCAGUUCGUCAGAAGUCCCCUCUCAUUGCCCACCACAAGACAUAUCUGCAACACUGGAAUCCCCGUCAGUCUCCCCUUCAACCUCUCUCCCCCAACAGAACUCAGAACUACACAGACCGACAUCUGAGGGAGCCAUGGCUGUGUCUGAUGACACAGACGGGUCAACGGCCCCUAACUCAGAGCAUAAAAGGAGGAAGUACAGGUCUAGAGACUACUCUGUCAACUUAGAUGGCCAGAAAAUAGAGGACACGACUAAACCUGUACGGUUAAAAGAACGCAGACUAACAUUUGACCCUGUGACAGGUCAGAUCAAACCUCUGGUACAUAAAGAACCUUCUCAAACAGAGGAAAUCCCCAAUCCUGAACCUUCUGAAUCUAGGCAGAGAACUGAAAGCACUGUACAACAGCCCACUCCCCCAGUCCCUGCCCCGGCCCCGGCCCCAGCCACCACCCCAGGCCCUAGCCCUAACCCUUUCCACCAAACAAACUGGAAGGAGCUGUCCAGAAAUGAAAUCAUCCAGUCCUACUUGAACCUUCAGAGCAAUGUGCUCACCUCCUCAGGGGUCCAGGCCCCUAGUGCACACUUUUUCAUGUCAGAGUAUCUGAAAAGGGAAGAACAGGAGAUUAAGGAUUCAAGGAAGACACAUGUUCUGCAGACGGACAGCUCAGUAGGGGAUUUACCAGGCGUGAGCCGGGAGGUGACAGACGAGGACCUGGACAGGAUACACACACAGCACUGGCCAGGGGUGAAUGGUUGUUAUGAUACCAAGGGCACCUGGUAUGAUUGGACAGAGUGCAUAUCAUUGGACCCUCAUGGGGAUGAAAGCAAAUUGAACAUCCUGCCAUAUGUUUGCCUAGACUGAGGGGUUUGGGACGGUUGCUGUCCUUUUCCACUCCUUUCUUUGUCUCUACAGAGACAAGAUACUUUGUGAUUUUGUUUGUCCACUGUGAGUUUAGCAAAAGCCAGGCCUGCUAAACUCCCCCAUGCCUCUUCCUCUUUCUGUGAUAAUCUAUUGAGAUUUUGGUAUAAAAAGAGUAAAGAUUAAAAGAAGUAGUUGAGUUUGUAAUACCAAGGGCUGUUUCUGUUUUAUUUUUCAAACUGAAAGCCACAGGAAUAAUGAGGCCCUAGCUGCAGAGUGCUGGUACUAACACAGAAGGCCUAAAAGAGAGGGCAGAAUUAUCCCAGACAACCAGAAAUGGUGUUAUGAUGUGAAUUCUUAAUGUUCAGAAUUGUACCCCUGUUUCAGGGUUAUUGGGAUGAUACUGCCUUCUUCUUUUACCUUCUAGUUUCUAAUGAGGAAUUACAAUCUAGUGUUAAAUUUGAGGGGAAGGCUGGGGUUUAGCUGUCCUGUCCAGACCGCUAUGUUGGUGCCCAGAAAAGGUGUUGAUAGAGCUCAUCUAGCACAGGUAGAGCUGAACAUGUCCAGAGUAUGAAAUUCUGGAGCAUAUUUGGCAGUUACAAGAAGCUUUAUGUGAGAUAUAAAGAGUAAAUUAUAAAUUUCGUAUCAUGUAUACAUCUAUUUAUUUUUGACCAGUUCAUCAAAACAGAUGUUCAAAAACCUAUAGAUUUCUUUUUUUUCCUGUUUGCAUCACAAUGUUGUCAGCCUAAUCUUCAAUGUUAAAGGGGGCAUACAAAUGUUUUUGCAUGGUCUUUCUUUAAGAUUGAUCAAUGCAUUUGGUUAUUAACAUUCCAUACUCCACCCUUCACCCAGUUUCACUCUCUCUGUCUCAUCACACAGCUCUUAUAUGUCCAAGUAAUCUCAACUGUCAAGAAGUAAAUCCUGAGAAAUUAUUUGGUUUCAAAUGGUUCCAUUAAAUAGUGUGGUGCUACUUUGAAACUUCACUACAGUGAAAACUAUUGCCACCCACUAAUUCUCUCCCAAGCCAAUCAAUACUUGCAUUUGAGACGAAAAAAAAAAAACAACAAGGAAAUGUUUGAAUGCUGGAACUCACUUUGUUUCCAUUCCUUUAGAUAUUGUUUGCCUUCUGAAAAUCCUUGACUUUUGUAUGUUAAACAGCCUUAGUGAAUGUACAGGAUUGAGACCUCUUAUGCACUUGUACAUAAGUUGACAAUUUGUUGGUCAUUUCAUCGCUGACUUGAUUCAAGUGUGAAUAGUGAGUGAUCCUCCCACAAGUUACAGUUAUGUGCCCGUAGUUUAUUCAGACACAUUUAAAGUUCUUUCAGCUGCUUUCAAGAGUCUAGAAAAAAAAUUAGGACAUUGUUUUGAGGUAGCAUUUCCUUUGCUUCAAUUUUUAAAUACAGCAAACAUAAAAGGGAGAGAGAAAGCUGUGUGCAUCAGAUAUUCUUGGUAUUGUUCAUGUGACAACUAAUACUUAAUUUUGUUUUCCCUUUAUACUCAUCAGUCACUACCACUUUUUCUUCACAAUUUGAAUUAAGAUAGGCUUAUGCGCAGCCUUUCUUGUUGGUUUGUUUGUUUGUUCUUUCAGUCAUUCAUCCCUACCAAUGUGCCUUGGUAAAUGGUUAAUCUGGAUUUGCUUCCGCAUAAAACACGCCUGUCUGUGGAGCUGGGUUUAUGUGCGAGAAUUCCAAAUCCCAUGAUCAAAAUGAAGCUGGUAUAUGCACCGUUUCUGUUAACUUUUUGUACACAUUGAUCGAGCAAGGGUGAAGCUGCAGACAAUGAGAAACUGCACAACAACACAGCUGGCAAUAAAGGAAAAGUGCUACAACUGGUUGAUAAGAA